Exophiala xenobiotica is the source of this 1741-nucleotide messenger RNA. RefSeq lists its product as uncharacterized. Gene Ontology annotation, molecular function: carbohydrate:proton symporter activity. Lineage: Eukaryota; Fungi; Ascomycota; Eurotiomycetes; Chaetothyriales; Herpotrichiellaceae. Gene Ontology annotation, biological process: carbohydrate transport; transmembrane transport. Bases 50 to 1606 code for a protein of 518 amino acids. Gene Ontology annotation, cellular component: membrane. The transcript has 8 exons. The record is from RefSeq and is a predicted model, not a curated record.
CGUCAUUUCUGCAUCCCUCCUUGCUUCUUCGUUAAAUGCUCAUCGCAGCAUGGCGAGGACAUACACCCUCUACAACUUACGCAUCAUCUUGGUGUUGACCCUGGGAAGUCUUACCUUUGGGUACGGCUUCUCGGUCAUCUCCAACACCAUUGGGCAACCAGGCUUCAUUUCGUACUUCAACCUUGGUAACAACUCGGACUAUGACAAUGCCAUCACUGGUACGAUCAAUGGCCUCUACUGCGCCGGCGCUCUCUUCGGGGCUUUGCAUGUGGGCUGGAUGUGCGAAGCUCGUGGUCGAAAGGAAACCAUGUACCUGGCCUGCGUGGUCAACGUUGUUGGCGGGGCUCUUGAGACUGGCUCAGUCAACAUGGCCAUGUUCCUGGUAUCACGCUUCAUCUCUGGAUGGGGCAUUGGAAUGAUGGUGGUGUUGAUCCCGAUAUAUCAAGCUGAAAUAUCGCCGCCAAAUGCCCGAGGAUUCCUCGUCGGCCAGCAUGGGACCUGGAUCGUUCUGGGCUAUGCCAUUGCUGGGUGGGUGGGUGCUGGAACCUACUAUUCCACCAAUCUGGCCUUCCAAUGGCGAUUUCCAAUCGCUUUGUCCAUCCUGCCACCCCUGGCGCUGGCACUGUGUGCACCUUGGAUUCCAGAAUCACCGCGUUGGCUUCUUACCAGAGACCGACGAGAAGAAGCCUGGGCAAUCGUCAACCGACUGCAUGGCGGUGCCGUUUCCAACCCAAAUGGGCUCCAGUAUGCUCGUGAAGAGUUUUUCCAGAUGACUGAACAAGUCCGAGUCGACGGCGCAGCAUGGAAGCAAGGCGGUUGGCGCGGAAUGCUCACCAAGAAGUCGUAUCAAAAACGGUUUUGGAUGGGGUUCUUCAUCCAGUAUGCUGCACAAUCCACUGGAGCUCAAGUGAUAUAUGUGUACAUUGUUUCACUGUACCAGAAUCUAGGUCUUACCGGCGGGGUUCCGUUGAUUCUUGGGGCGGCAUAUGUCACGGUAGCAACCAUAUCCAACUUCAUCGGAGCUCUCCUCCUUGACAGAGUCGGACGAAAGCCACUUCUCAUCGCCGGGCUCAGCGGAUGCAUGCUGUCGGUCUGUUUGGAAACAGCGAUGAUUGCAGAAUAUGCUGGUACAACAAACAAGGCUGGCCUUUCGAUGGGUGUCUUCUUCUCGUUCUGUUUCAUCAGCUUUUACGGAGGUGGUAUUGAUGUGGUGGGCUAUGUUUAUUGCUCGGAGAUCUUCCCCACCCAUAUCCGAUCGCAAGGCGUAGCCUGGUCGCUUGCAGGAACAUUCCUGUCUACGUUGGUCUAUGUUGAGGCUGCUCCCACCGCGCUGGCAAAUAUUAAGUGGAAGUAUUACAUUAUUUUCGUCUGCUUGACGUUUGUCAAUAUUUUGAUCUUCUAUUUCUGGUGUCCCGAGACUAAAGGCCUCUCCCUGGAAGAAAUCAAUGCGCUAUUCGGCGACGAAGUAGUGGUCCAUUUCGCGGAUGCAACAGAAAAGCAGAAGCACGAAUUGGCGGCGAAAAUGCAGGCAGAGGACGAGCAACGCGAAUACCAUUCAAAGCGUGGCGAGGGCGAAAUCACCACGACUGCGGCUAUGAAGGCUUAAAAAAAGGUAAUGAUACGAGAAGUCACACGAGCUGGACUCAAGACUUUCGUCUCGGGAGGUUUGGGAAAGUCUGGGGGUCAUAGAGAGAGCCUGAGAAGCUUCUACUAGUAAUCAACAGCGCUGAUCGUCGUACCA